This is a messenger RNA of Menidia menidia (Atlantic silverside), 342 nucleotides long. The record is from the annotation of a GenBank genome assembly. NCBI's taxonomy places the organism in Eukaryota, Metazoa, Chordata, Actinopteri, Atheriniformes, Atherinopsidae.
UUGCGCGACGUUAUUCGCUGCUUUGCGGCAGCGGAAUUUGUGGGAGUGGCAGGCUGCGAAAGAGGGGGAGUAGAAGAAGAAGCGGUUGCCAGCAUGGCGUUAACACUCUACUCUCUCAUCCAGACCGCUAUCCUCUGCACAAAUGCGAUCGCUGUGUUACACGAGGAGAGGUUUCUGAGCAAAAUCGGUUGGGGUGCUGAUCAAGGGGUUGGAGGAUUUGGGGACGAUCCAGGAAUCAAAGCUCAGAUACUGACUCUCAUUCGCUCAGUUCGGACCGUCAUGAGAGUGCCUUUGAUCAUAGUAAACUCUGCCUGCAUCGUCCUGCUGUUGCUCUUUGGCUGA